AUGGCACCUCGAAAAUCAAGCGCCAGGAAGCGAAAAUUCCAAAGCGCCAGACACGAACAACCACCCCAACAAAGAGCAACAGUUAAAUUCCGCUUCGCCGACUGGAGCACCCUGGACCGACCGACCUGGGAAGUCAAACAUGAGGUGCCCGUCGAAAUCGUCACAGCCUACCCAGACGAUUCAAGCGAGUAUCUGGGUCAUAUUAUCCGACAGUACCGACCAGCAGUAUUCGCCAAAGCAAAACCGGAAUGCAUCCACUGCCACCGACCUUUCACGACGCUUCACAUGUCACCGGCAUCUUUCCUAGGCCACGAAGACUGUUUUGUGUACACGAUGGUGCAUCCCAUGUGCGAGAAAACGGAAUGCCAUGUGGCUGUCGACCACGUCAUGGAGACUAUCAAGGCAGAGGCGGAUUUGCAUAUUUAUGGGCAGAUGUCUGCUCGGCCAGAGGUCAAGGUCUGGUAA
Messenger RNA from Pyrenophora tritici-repentis Pt-1C-BFP, 465 nucleotides. The record is from RefSeq and is a predicted model, not a curated record. NCBI's taxonomy places the organism in Eukaryota, Fungi, Ascomycota, Dothideomycetes, Pleosporales, Pleosporaceae.